Penicillium digitatum Pd1 is the source of this 432-nucleotide messenger RNA. RefSeq lists its product as uncharacterized. NCBI's taxonomy places the organism in Eukaryota, Fungi, Ascomycota, Eurotiomycetes, Eurotiales, Aspergillaceae. The record is from RefSeq and is a predicted model, not a curated record.
AUGUUCAAUUACUCGCAAGUUGCACGCAACCACUUUAUCCCUUCUGCCACGCAAAAGCUGCACAGAAUGUCCGCUUCACGACAACGUUGGCAUGCCAUCCUACCGUUGCAGUCCGUUCUACACCCUCCAGUUCUCCGUGCACAGCCUGGGAUCCGAGAUUACUCCAUCUUUGAGGACUGGAAAGGCAGUUCAGCGGAAGAUCACACACGCAAGCGAUCGAAAAGAGGCGAUACAGAGGAUGUACAUUCAGAGGCAGCAGCCUCCGGAUUAAAGGAAAGGAAAACAAACCAGGGUCUUGCAGAUGACACCAAGUCACAGGGAAUGACAGAGAGGGGCGGAACCAAAUAUGGGAAGAAGGCUAAAGAGCAGCACCCUAAAGCACCAGAGCCGGUCAUUGGCAUGAAUGAUGAACGGUCAAAGAAGGAGAGUUGA